This is a messenger RNA of Megalops cyprinoides (Indo-Pacific tarpon), 5360 nucleotides long. Its product is annotated as ephrin type-A receptor 3-like. Gene Ontology annotation, biological process: axon guidance; protein phosphorylation; cell surface receptor protein tyrosine kinase signaling pathway. Gene Ontology annotation, molecular function: transmembrane-ephrin receptor activity; protein binding; ATP binding. The coding region runs from base 120 to 3074 and encodes 984 amino acids. Gene Ontology annotation, cellular component: plasma membrane; neuron projection. Lineage: Eukaryota; Metazoa; Chordata; Actinopteri; Elopiformes; Megalopidae. The transcript is spliced from 17 exons. The record is from RefSeq and is a predicted model, not a curated record.
GUCAAACUUGACAUCAGUCUCUGAGCCGAGAAUGGUAACUUGCGUCGGAAUCGGCGAUUCCACACCAGUGGCAUGCUUUAUGGAGUUAUAUACCUCGUCUUUCCCUCUAAACUGCCGUCAUGGAUUGCAAACCCCCUGUACUCUCUCUCGUUCUCUUCUCGUUCAUUUGCCAAGGACAUCUGACUGGCUAUCAAUCUAACGAAGUUAACCUGCUGGAUUCCAAAGCCAGCCAAGAACUGGGAUGGAUCUCUUCCCCAUCACAUGGGUGGGAAGAGAUCAGUGGAGUAGAUGAGCACUACACACCCAUUCGGACCUUCCAGGUGUGCAAUGUCAUGGAGUACAGCCAGAACAACUGGCUGAGGACCAACUGGAUCCCACGCAACUCCGCCCAGAAGAUCUAUGUGGAGCUCAAGUUCACCCUGAGGGACUGUAACAGCAUCCCCUUGGUCUUGGGGACCUGCAAGGAGACCUUCAACCUCUACUACAUGGAGGCCGACGAGGACCAAGGCGACAUGUUCUGGGAGCACCAGUUCACCAAGAUCGACACCAUCGCGGCUGACGAGAGCUUUACACAGAUGGACCUGGGAGACCGCAUCCUCAAACUCAACACCGAGGUGCGGGAAGUGGGGCCCAUCACCCAGAAGGGCUUCUACCUGGCCUUCCAGGACGUGGGGGCCUGCGUCGCCCUGGUGUCGGUGCGGGUCUUCUUUAAGAAGUGCCCGUUCACCGUGAGGAACCUGGCCACAUUUCCUGACACGGUGCCCACGGACUCGCAGGCGCUGGUGGAGGUGCGAGGCUCCUGUGUCAACAACUCCAAGGAGGAGGAUCCCCCGAGGAUGUACUGCAGCACAGAGGGGGAGUGGCUGGUGCCCAUCGGGAAAUGCCUCUGCAACACUGGCUACGAAGCACAAGGGGUGUCCUGCCAAGCUUGCAGGCCUGGCUUCUACAAGUCUUCCCUCGGGAACCUGCGGUGCUCCAAGUGCCCCCCACACAGCCACGCCCAGCAGCAGGGCUCCGACCACUGCAGCUGUGAGAAGGACUACUUUCGCUCUGAGGAGGAUCCGGCCUCUAUGGCCUGCACGCGGCCGCCCUCCGCCCCCCGCAACGUCAUCUCGGUCAUCAACGAGACAUCGGUCAUCCUGGACUGGAGCUGGCCGGCGGACAUGGGCGGGAGGAAGGACGUGACCUUCACCGUGGUGUGCAAGCGGUGCUCGCCGGGGCAGCGGCAGUGCGAAGCGUGCAGGGGGGCCGUCCGCUUCCUGCCCCAUCGCACCGGCCUCAGGAACACCACGGUGACCGUGGCCGACCUGCUGGCGCACACCAACUACACCUUCGAGAUCGAGGCGGUGAACGGAGUCUCCAGCCUCGUGCCCACCCAUCGCCAGUUUGCUGCUGUCACCAUAACGACCAACCAAGCAGCACCAUCCUCUGUCGCGGUCAUUAAGAAGGACCGGACGUCUCAAAACAGCAUUGCCCUGUCCUGGCUGGAGCCAGAGAGACCCAAUGGCAUCAUCCUGGACUAUGAGGUCAAGUUCUACGAGAAGCAGGAACAAGAGACGAGCUACACCAUCCUGAGAGCAAAGGGCACCAAUGUGACUCUGAAUGGUCUGAAACCGGACACUACGUACCUGCUGCAGAUACGGGCACGCACCGCUGCUGGGUAUGGGGCCAGCAGUCCCAAAUUUGAGUUCGAGACCAGCCCCGACUCCUUCUCCAUCUCAAGAGAGAACAGCCAGGUGGUUCUGAUCGCCAUUUCCUCAGCCGUGGCUGUCAUCCUCUCGGUGGCAGUGGCGUACCUCUUGCUUGGCAGGUUUUGCAGCUACAGCAAGUCAAAACAUCCAGAUGAAAAAAGACUUCACUUUGGCAAUGGCCACUUGAGACUUCCAGGCAUCAAGACCUACGUGGACCCGCACACUUAUGAGGACCCCAGUCAGGCCAUCCAUGAAUUUGCCAGAGAGCUGGAUGCCUCUUGCAUAGCUAUCGAUAAGGUAGUUGGUGCAGGUGAGUUUGGGGAGGUGUGCAGUGGUCGUCUGAAGCAGCCCUCAAAGAAGGAAACCAGCGUGGCAAUCAAAACUCUGAAGGCGGGAUACACAGAGGCGCAGAGGCGGGACUUCCUGAGUGAGGCGAGCAUCAUGGGCCAGUUUGACCACCCCAACAUUAUCAGGCUGGAGGGCGUGGUCACUCGAAGUAAACCAGUCAUGAUUGUGACAGAGUACAUGGAGAAUGGAUCCUUGGACAGUUUCCUGCGAAAGCAUGAUGGCCAGUUCACCAUGAUCCAGCUGGUGGGCAUGUUGCGUGGCAUCGCUGCAGGCAUGAAAUAUCUCUCUGACAUGGGGUACGUCCACCGCGACCUGGCCGCCCGCAACAUCCUGGUCAACAGCAACCUGGUGUGCAAGGUGUCCGACUUCGGCCUGUCCCGGGUGCUGGAGGAUGACCCUGAGGCAGCCUACACAACAAGAGGGGGCAAAAUCCCAAUCAGGUGGACAGCACCAGAGGCCAUUGGCUACCGUAAGUUCACCUCAGCCAGUGAUGUAUGGAGCUACGGCAUUGUGCUGUGGGAGGUGAUGUCCUAUGGAGAGAGACCUUACUGGGAGAUGUCCAAUCAGGAUGUCAUCAAGGCAGUUGAUGAGGGAUACCGACUGCCUCCCCCAAUGGCCUGCCCAGCAGCCCUGUACCAGCUGAUGCUGGACUGCUGGCAGAAGGACAGAAACAACCGGCCCAAGUUUGAGCAGAUUGUCAGCAUCCUGGACAAGCUCAUCCGCAACCCCAGCAGCUUAAAGAUCAUCGCCAACACCCCCUCCAGCCCCCACAGCCCCGAAAAUCUGCUACUGGGCUGGAGCGCUAGCGACAUUGCCACUUUCCACUCCAUGGGUGACUGGCUGGACAGCAUGCGGACGCUGCCUUGCAAGGACACCUUCAGCGGGGUCGGCUACAGCUCUUGCAGCACCCUCCCCAAGACAUCAGCAGAGGACGUCAAGCAGGUUGGAGUGACAAUCGUAGGUCCUCAGAAGAGUAUUGUGAGCAGCCUCACGGAGCUUGAAACGCGCACAAAGAACGACCCCGUUCCUGUGUGAAUGUACGAGAGACGCUCACCUCCGUCACUUUAAAUCGACCAGGACUAAACACUUAAUGACAGGAGGGAAGUACAAGAUUCAAUGCAGAGUUUCUACAGUGGAGUGGAAAUCUCUGCAUAAGAGCAACAGGGACGUGCCAGGCCCCAGCGCUAGUGUCCAGAGAGUGACCUAGUGUCAAUGACAAGUUGCCUUAUUACUGAGAAGCAUGAAAGAUGAAAAAACAUUUCAGCCGGGGCCAGGGAAGCAGUGGAUCCUGGUUUGAGCGGGGUAUUUGUGCUCCCUGGAAAUGUCCAUAGGGCACAGUUUAUCAGCCAGAAGGGAUGGUCGGAACAGUAAAUGCCACUUGCGGGUCUAGUGUCAAUCUUGCCAAUCAGGUAUUAAGCUGCUGAAAGCUUCACAUGACAAAUGGGAAUUUAACACCAACUGCAAUAAUGCAUAGCAAUAAACAGCUCCAUUAGCUAGAAGCAGCACCUGGAUUUAGAGGAAAAUGAACUUCAGUUAAAGUCCUCAAAGGCCUAUUUUCCAUCAGUACUGAUUAGUCUCCAAGCCUCACUUAAAAGUUUGACCAAUGUAGGCCAUGUGUGUAUGGACUACACUCAGUGAAUAUUGCUACCACCCAGAAGGUCCUCCAGCACUCAAAAUUCUAUGCAGAAUGAGGUUUAUGAAUAGUUUCAGGGCAAAAAGUUUGAAACUUGUUAAAAUUACUUACGGCAUUUCAUAAUAAGAGGUUAUACUUUUAGCAAUAAUAUGAAGUUCCUGCCCACUUUUUCUCUGUUCUUACAGUUGGCUAAGCAUCUGUUGGCUGGAUUAUCCUUUGCUUAUACAUAAGCACCCAUGCUGAAAUGCGUGGUGUAUUGUGGAACUGUCAAACCCUGAAAAAGACAUUUGCCAUUGUGGACAAUUACAAAACAGAGAAGAUUAGAAAAAAUGUCUACACACAGCCAUGAGCAAAGAAAACCUAUACACCUGUACAUCUCUGCAUACAUACUCCUUAAUAAAUGUUUAAUGCAAAGUUAUGGUUGUUCUCAUGCUCCACUUUUUCAGUUUUUUGAGAAACCUAAAAUACCUGCUCACACAUCAGUAUAAUUCAGGGAAGUAAGAAGUGUCAUGAUUUCACUGUUCAGAUUUGAUUCAGUCCGCUUGGAAAAGAGAGGUACUGUCAAGGGAUGUUAAAGAACAUGUUCUGAUCUCUGAAAUUCCUAAUCCCUUGAUAGAGAGCCUGAUGGCUGGUAUAAGGCAGUAGGGACAAUGCUUGCUGAACAACCCAGAAACUUUACACCAGAUGGGUUUAGCUCCCUGGAUGUGAAUUUGGGUGAGUCAGUUCUUCCUCUAUUAAAUAACCAUCCCCUUUGAGGCAGCAUUAUUAAAUUGCUAGAUCUAUGCCAAUAUUUUAUUGUACCCUGACCCAUCCCAAUAUUAUAUUUGUAUUGAUAUGUGUAAUGACUGUGUGCUCCACAGACAGUAUCAUUCUAUUUGACAUCCCCAGCCUUACUGUCUGCCCUCUGAAUCAUGUUUUUCAGUUUUGAAACAAUUUUCUGGAGAAGCAGACAUGGAAUAUUACUUUACCUUUAGCUAAGAAUGGCCACUGCUUAUUGGUUGAUCAGAAAAUAAAAGGUGUUGAAAACAUGUGUAGAUAUCAUUGAAGAUGUGAGAUUUCCCUCUUUGAGACCUUAGGACCUCUUCAUAUCAUCUGGGAGUGAGGGGAAGACAGAAAAAGGGAGGUAGAACAAACAUUUAGUCACUGUUUCAGCCAUUUAAAUCCUUGGUGUCUCUAAGCUCCGUAAUAGAGAUAUUACCAGUGAACUGAAGGUCUUCUGAUGUUUGUAUUCUUAACUGGAGGGUGUGUUCUCCUGUCUGUUCGAUUUAAUCCCAUCAGCAAAACCGGGCCCUGACACGUUUGUGCAGCGUCCGUGAAACCUCCUCAGAAGCUACUUCUCUCAAAAAUAUACAAGUGCUCCACAAUGCUUCCGUCUUUACUCAUGGGGAUCCAUUUUUGCUUCCAUUUUCCAUUCGUUUUUUGAUUCCUCGUAUCUAAUUUCACCAGAACAGACACAUUCUAGCAGGUUUCCUGAGUACAGCACACUUUUUUCAGGGCCUAGUUCGACUCAUGAGGCCAUACUGAAAAACAACAUCCACCUAUAAACAAUGUACUCUCUAUAGAGCUUGUGUUUCCUUGAUUCCUUCUUGCUUGUAAAUGAUGCUGCUCCCCUUAUCACUGCUCUGUACAUAUGGGAACAGAAAAUUGUAAUAAUGGCAACUGUCAGACUAAGGCUACUGUCAUUUACA